GUGUUAGUAAGUAGUAAAAAUAACUUCUACAACAUGGCGUCGAAAAGCAAAAUUGAACGGAUCCUUUUGUGAAUCAGCUUGCGUAUAAAUUCCCAGAACGCAUCUUUUCUGUAGUGUCGAUUUGGUGGAGUUGCUGUAUUGAGCACCUGAGGACAUGGCUAAUCCCUUGGACUUGAAGUUGGUGAUCAAACAUCUCUCAAAUGGGACGCUCAGUGAAAACCUGUGCAUAAAUUGUUUGAAGCCUCUCGCGGACCAGUAUGAGAAUGUAUUCACGAAAGUAUGUAAAUACGACAAGGAGUAUUGCAUUGCUGAUGUGCUGGAGAUAAUGUGUGAAGUUACGUUACCAAAUACAGAGAACUACAAUAUUUGCAUCAAUUGCUUCAUGAUGGCUUCCAUGGCAUACAAGUUUUAUUUGCUAUCCAAGCGGAGUCAAGAAGUCCUGAAUUUUUACACAGACGAAUUACUUCACAAUAUUGACCAAAUUCAAUUAAUAGGGGAAACUACAAAUAAAACGUUAUGUUUCUCUCUACCGGAAAUGUUGAUCAAUACACCUGUUUACGAUUUCCAUCUCCACGCAAUAGGUAAAGAAAAUGAUACCGAAAUUAUUAAAAAAAUAAAAACUGAAGCUCCUGAAAAGCAAAGUAUAGAGAAAGAUGAUGAUGAUAAUGUAGUGUUUAUAAUACAAGAUGAUGGUGAGCUAGCUUUCUACCGAGCACUACCGGACGGUAAUCUGAUGCAACUUGAAGAAGCAGAACCAUUCAUGGAGAAGUUUAGAGCAUCGUUAAGAGUUGAUGAAGGGGAAAAGCCUAAACGGAGAAGGAAAAGAGGUCCGAUGUCAACUAAGCAUUGUAGCAGGUGUCCCGUCAAAUAUCACUUUAUUGCCAAACUUCAGGAGCAUAUGAAAACUGAACAUAAUGUUAGUCUAUAUGUUUGUAAGGUUUGUAAAGCAGUAACGGAAGAUUACCAGGAAUACCACAGUCACUUGAAGACUCAUACAAACGUACACCAGUGCGCCCUGUGUAACACUGUGUUUAAGAAGAGAAGUACCAUUAUCAAGCAUCUCAAGUGGCACGAGAGGAGGAAAAAUAUUAGUAAGGCAGAAAACGCUCACAUCUGCGAAAUAUGCGGAGUGAUCUUAGAAGAUGAAGUGUCUCUGCGUCAGCACUAUGACACUAAACAUUGUAAGAAGUUCACAUGUUACUACUGCGGCAAGAUGUAUAAGGGAGAAAUGAGCUUUGAAAUGCAUAUCAAGAAACAUGAACAGAAAAUGGGAGAGCAGAGUGGCAACAAGAGCGUCCCAGUAAAGAAAGAAGCACAAAAAUCAACUUCUGUCAAGCAGAAACAAGCCAACGAGAAGCGUACUAUGUGUUCUACUUGCGGAGGGUAUUUUGUGGAUGAACGGUCACUGCUGUGGCAUCAGCGGCUGCAUACUAAUGAGAGGCCUUAUAAAUGUGAUGUGUGCGGGCGCGGCUUCGUGUCGCAGAACCGGCGCAACCAGCACGCGGUGUGCGCGCACACGGCGCCGGCGCGGCGCUGCCCGCUGUGCCCCGCGCUCUUCCAUCUGCGAUCCAUGGUCAACACGCAUAUUAAGAAGGUGCAUCUAAAAGCGCAUAAACGCCGCAACCGCAUUAGCAAGCAUCAGAACGUGCACUGGCGAACUGAAACCGUGCCCAUACAGGAGCUCAGCGUUGACAUACAGAAUGACAUCCUCGAGUUACAAGCCGCUAACCAGCAGCAGGAAUGGGCACCUGAAGAAAGUCAAUCUGACAUGAAUGAAAUGGACAUUACCUUGCCCAGGAGUUACGUUCGACAGGAACGUCUUGAAGCUUCGGAUAAAAAUAAAAGACCAUAUGCUGUAGACCUAAAGUCCCAAAGGUUAUUGCCGCAGCAAAAUAAUGAGAUUUAAUGCUACUAAAGGUCAACAUUAAGUUUGGUUGUAGAAUAUUGUUUGUAUGAAACUCUUUAUGUUAUGUAUACUAGUCUGAAUUCUUAGGAAAUCGCCUCUGUGUUGGUGACUAGGGAAAUACGGUUUCCGAGUUGUUAUGUGUGUACCUUCAAACUGGAGCAGUAAUGUAUUUAAAUAAAUAAAUAAAAUGUGUCUUGCAAUAA
Messenger RNA from Helicoverpa zea (corn earworm), 2109 nucleotides. Its product is annotated as zinc finger protein 674-like. The transcript is spliced from 9 exons. Gene Ontology annotation, molecular function: RNA polymerase II transcription regulatory region sequence-specific DNA binding; DNA-binding transcription factor activity, RNA polymerase II-specific. The record is from RefSeq and is a predicted model, not a curated record. Bases 155 to 1906 code for a protein of 583 amino acids. Gene Ontology annotation, biological process: regulation of transcription by RNA polymerase II. NCBI's taxonomy places the organism in Eukaryota, Metazoa, Arthropoda, Insecta, Lepidoptera, Noctuidae. Gene Ontology annotation, cellular component: nucleus.